This is a messenger RNA of Drosophila grimshawi, 2864 nucleotides long. It is a transcript of the gene cad, whose product is annotated as homeotic protein caudal. The transcript has 2 exons. The record is from RefSeq and is a predicted model, not a curated record. Gene Ontology annotation, biological process: animal organ morphogenesis; regulation of transcription by RNA polymerase II; anterior/posterior axis specification. Gene Ontology annotation, molecular function: RNA polymerase II transcription regulatory region sequence-specific DNA binding; DNA-binding transcription factor activity, RNA polymerase II-specific. Lineage: Eukaryota; Metazoa; Arthropoda; Insecta; Diptera; Drosophilidae. The coding region runs from base 379 to 1680 and encodes 433 amino acids. Gene Ontology annotation, cellular component: nucleus.
GCAUUCGACUGCGGUUAACGUCGCAACAGAGCCAAACGUAACGGCAGUUGAACAAAGCGCAACUAUAGCAAGAAAAAGCGUGUUUUGAACGCGAUCUAUAAAAAUACUAAACAAAGCUUAAAGAGUUGAACGAUAAAUCGACCAAUACACACAUCAAAAAGUGCGUGAGUGUGUGUGUAUGUGUGUGUGCAUAACAGAGCGCAAAGAAAAAGUAGCUUGCAAAAUGUGCUUGUAAUGUGAAAAAUAGACAAAUAACAACUAACUAAAAGACGUAAAACGCAAAGAGCAAAAUAAUAGAAAAAGAGACUUAACACACAAAAGAAUUGGAGUUGAUCUAACCUCACACAGAACAUAUAUAGAGAGAGAAAAUAUUGAAAUAUGGUUUCACAUUAUUAUAACAUGCCGUAUUCGCAAAAGCAUAGCGCCAAUUUGGCUUAUGCAUCGGCGACGCAACCUUGGAAUUGGCCAUCCAAUUAUCAUACGCCGCCCAAUCAUCAGUUUAUUGGCGAUGUGGAUUCGUCGCAUGCCGCUGCCCAUCAUGCGGCGGCUGCCCAUCCAAUGUAUUACAAUGCGCACAUGUUCCAUUCAGCGGCCAGCGAUUGGCAUUCGCCCGCAUCCAAUUCAGCGGCAGCGGCCGCGGCAGCAGCAGCAGCAGCCAACGAUAAUUUUGUACAGCAACAGCAGCAGCAGCAGAAUAACGGUGUUCCUACAACAGCACAUCAAUUGAUGCAUCAACAUCAGCAUCAGCAUCAUGCGCAUCUAAAUGGAGGCGGCGGUGGCGGCGGCUCGAGCAGCUCAGCCAGUUCGGGCAGCAGCAGCUCGGCGCCCGUUGUGGGUUCGACACAACUCAACGAAAGUUCAGAUCCCGUUGCCAUUGCUCAGGCGCAUCAACAGCAGCAGCACCAACAACAACAACAGCAGCAGCAACAUAUUGCCGAGGGUUUACCAUCGCCACCGAUAACGGUAUCGGGCAGUGAGAUUUCCAGUCCGGGUGCACCCACCUCAGCCUCAUCGCCGCAUCAUUUGAGCCAUCACUUGAGCAACAACAACAACAACAGUCCAUCUACGCACAACAACAACAACAAUAGCAUCACGGCUAACAACAAUAAUCAUGCGCAUCGAACAUCGCCGCCGAAAACUCAAUUUUAUGAUUGGAUGAAGAAGCCAACAUAUUCAGCGCAGCCGCAGCCGGGCAAAACGCGCACCAAGGACAAGUAUCGUGUGGUCUACACAGAUUUCCAGCGACUGGAGCUGGAGAAGGAGUAUUGCACAUCGCGUUAUAUAACCAUACGGCGUAAGAGUGAAUUGGCGCAAUCGUUGUCGCUGUCGGAGCGCCAAGUGAAGAUCUGGUUCCAGAAUCGACGGGCCAAGGAGCGCAAACAGAACAAAAAGGGCAGCGAUCCGAAUGUGAUGGGAGGCGGCGGCGUUGGCGGCAUUCAUCAUCAGACGGAGUACAGCCAGUUGCUCGAUGCGAAGACGAAAUUGGAGCCGGGACUGCAUUUGCAGCAUACGUUGCACUCAAUGAAUCCGAUGGCUGCCAUGAAUCUGCCUGCCAUGCGUCUGCAUCCACAUCUCACGGCGCACAGUCAUUCGCUGGUUGCGGCAGCGGCACAUUCCCAUCAGUUGCAACAGCAACAAAUGUCGGCAGCGGCUGUUGGCGUCGGCACGCUUUCAAUGUGACAUGGUGAUUACCAAGGAGUUGCAGUCGGAGUUGAAGCGAAUGUGUAUCCAAAUCACAAUCACAGCAAUCCCAACAACAGCAGCAGCAGCAACAACAGCAGCAGCAGCAGCAACAACUACAUGUUGCAACAUCAGCAGCAGCAACAAUUGGUGAGCGGCGUCAGCUUUGCAGCGUGUUCAAGUGAUCUAGCGGUGGAUUUGGCUUAAGUCUUAUAUUUACUAUACAUCUGUAUUUUUUUCUAUUGUUGAGGGUUGGCUUUUAACAGUCAGACUGUUUUUUUUUUUCCUUUUUCUUUUUUUGGGGCAGCGGCGCCUUUUUGAAUAUUGCACGUUGUUAAUUUUUGUGAUUGUAUAUUCCCUGCUGCCCCCUCCCUUCCCCCCGCCACCAACAACAUACAGCCUGCCCCCUAAAUAUAUGUUGUAUUUUAUAUAUAUAUAUUAAAUGUCACAGCGCCUUAUUUGUAUUCAAUUUGUUUUUUUGGUUCUAGUUAAAGUUUAUCAAAUGUUAAUUAAGAGCUGUUAGUUAACAUUAAUUAUGAGAUGUUAGUUAACACUAAUCAAAAGCUGUUAGUUAAGAGCCUAUAAAACACAACAAAAACAAAUUAAAUUCACAUUUACACAUAAUAUUAAACUUGUAUUUGUAUAGCCGUCCCGCUCUGGCAUUUAUCUUUGAGAAAGCACAAAAAUUUCAUAAUUAUUUAGUUAAUACGUAAGAAAAGCAAAAAAAGAGUAAUAAUUUGGUGCAAUUUGAUUACACACAAACAAUCACACACAUGUAAAUAUUUAACAUAAUAACAAGAACAACAACAACAACAGAAGCAACAACAACUUGAACGUUUAUUACUUAAAUGCUGUAAUAACAAUUAGUUAGUUAGUAGAAUAUUUUUAGAAUAAAUUCAAUUUAAUGUUAAUAAACGAAAGCAACAACGAAACAAACAAUCAAACACACAAAUGCAUAUGCACAUUUAACACACAUUUGGUGCACAACACACAAAUUAUAUUAUAAAGCGUUAACAUAAGUCAAAUAUACAAAAAAAAGGGAGUUGUUGCCCACAUAUCAAAUAUAUAUAUUAUUAAAGCACACGUGCAUGUAAUUUAAUGUUUAGUUAAAUUAUCGCAGCAAUUAAUUUAUGUAAAAAUCCAUGUGCUAUUUGAAUAAAAAAAAAAUAAAACACUAAAAAAAA